AUGGCCGAUCAGACCGAGUCCGCGGCGGCGGCUAAGCCCUCAGACGGGCCUUCCAAGCCAUCCAUCCAGCGCGCCAUGACGGACCGUGGCAACAAGUCUCAGCGUUUGUUGCGCGUGGAUCAAAUAAAGGACCGACAAGUCCACUUCGUUAAGACGGCAAAAGUCAAAGCCAAACCCGAUCGUUUCAGUAAGACUGCAAUGGUCGUUCGCCGAGUUAUUUCAAAGCAGGGCAUGGUCUCCCACGUCGAGAUUGACAUCCGGUCUCCUCUCCUGCAAGAUUUGUUUCGUGAUCUGUUCAAAGAUGUAGAAGGCCUUGACUUGAAUAAGACUCCUCCAAUGGCUACACCCGAGGUGUUCUUCUGGGCCGCCCCGGAUUUGAUACGUAUCAAAGAAGAGGAGAAGCAGAAGGAGAAACCCAGCCAGCAACUGAUCGAUGAUAUUGGCACGGCUCUGCAAUUUGUUGAGGAGGACUUUGCAGCUCAGAUUGUCAGCUUGAAGUCGCUUCUGGGUGAGAAUCAGAUCACCUGGGAUCUUCUUUGGGCAAUCCUCCCGCCCAAGGAAGUUAUUAUCUCACCCCGGUUUGGCCUUAUGACUGAAGAGCAGGCCUUCAACCUGAAGAUGUCUAGUUAUCAGUCACGUCCAAAUGGCCAGCAAUACUUUUCUGCAAGUGCCGAAGUUAUCAAACAUGACGGUCAAGACUUUGGUAAAUCGACAAUGGAGCUAGAAAUCAACAAAUAUGAGGGUGCGAGAACAAUAACUAGCUUGAACUUCUUUCCGCUCAAAUACCAUGACGAGGAAUCUGCCGUGCGAGAGAGGCUCAUUGCCCGCGGGCGUAAAUUCGUUGCGCUACUCGAACAGCCUGCAUGCAGAGAGUAUACGGCUGCAAACGGUAUAAAGGAGUUUGAACGAGCCAACGGUGACUCCGUGCCCGAGAAGUUUAAUGCAUUGGGGAGAGUCAUGGUCGACCCUGCUGGUUACUAUCUUCAUAACACAUCGUCGGAGUUGAACAGACCUUUUGUACUAUCAGAAGGGUUUUUGGAUCCUGUCGGCUUGUCUGAUGACCAAUACUUGAUUUGUGCCUCGUUCAUCAAUGGCUUCAGCUUCGCACAAAAGUCUUGGUGUCAACUUUCGGUAUCGGCGUUAUCCGAUGUAGAGUGGAACCACAAUGCCUUCAAACGACUGGUCAUGGCCGAAAACCGCCGAGAACUUAUCCAUGGACUUGUCAAGGCCCAUCGCCAGGAUGACGCGGUCUUUGACGAUAUCGUUGCGAACAAAGGCAAAGGCCUUAUUGCACUCCUAACCGGAAGCCCGGGUGUGGGCAAGACAUUGACUGCAGAAGCCGUUGCCGAAGUAACUCAGCGCCCUUUGUAUGUAGUAGCAACCGGCGAGCUUGGAAUCGACCCUGAUAUAGUCGACAAUCGUCUGGGGAUGAUCUUAGAGAUCACCCGGCGGUGGGGCUGUGUUCUGUUGAUCGAUGAAGCAGAUGUGUUCCUUUCGGCUCGUGGCAAGGACCUAGCGAGGGAUGCUCUAGUCAGCGUCUUUCUCCGACGACUCGAGUAUUUCCGUGGUGUCGCCAUACUCACCACAAACCGAAAGAGCGACAUUGAUCCGGCAUUCAAGAGUGAGUUUCGGCCUGGUCGAAUCCAUUUCACCAUGCACUAUCCGGAGCUUGAUACCAGCAGCCGACUAGAAGUGUGGAAGAAUUUCUUGAACAAUGUCGCAAAAUCGUCGGAGCUGGCUGAAUUUACCGCCGAUGACUUUGUGGCGCUUUCGAGGCAUGCGCUGAAUGGGCGACAGAUUAAGAACAUUGUCUCAUGUGCCGUGUCACUGGCGCGGGAGAUGCAAAAGAAUGUCACUGUAAAGGAUAUUGAGGAUCUUAUAGAUGUGAUGGUUGAUUAG
Messenger RNA from Aspergillus vadensis CBS 113365, 1899 nucleotides. RefSeq names its product ATP-binding protein. The record is from RefSeq and is a predicted model, not a curated record. The coding region runs from base 1 to 1899 and encodes 632 amino acids. Gene Ontology annotation, molecular function: ATP hydrolysis activity; ATP binding. The transcript has 7 exons. NCBI's taxonomy places the organism in Eukaryota, Fungi, Ascomycota, Eurotiomycetes, Eurotiales, Aspergillaceae.